Aspergillus tanneri is the source of this 627-nucleotide messenger RNA. RefSeq lists its product as uncharacterized. NCBI's taxonomy places the organism in Eukaryota, Fungi, Ascomycota, Eurotiomycetes, Eurotiales, Aspergillaceae. Bases 1 to 627 code for a protein of 208 amino acids. The transcript is spliced from 2 exons. The record is from RefSeq and is a predicted model, not a curated record.
AUGGACGAGACCCUCCCUCUAUCCUGCCCUAACACUCCUGAGUCUACCCAGUUUGCGGAGGAUGACACAGAUUCUGCCACGUCUAUGAGUACAAUUGACUUGCCAUGCCAUCAAGAUGCACUUUACACCAAACUUCCAAAGCGAAGGACAUCCCUGGAGAAUGACAGUCCUGUGACACCUUUGCCCAAAAGAGUGAGGACAAUAUGCGGUGCUGCAGAGCCUGUUAGUCCUCCCAGGGCACCUCUACGAGGUGUUGCGAACGUUUCACCGCGUUUCUCUCCCCCAAUGCUUCUGCCAAGUCCGCUUCUUGACAACACGCCACGACGGGCGAUACGGCUGUUCGAACCUGAGACGCCUCGACGAAAUGCUGUUGCGCGUCUAGUCCCGCUUCUAUGGAGACAGCACUGCCCGCGGGACAGUGACAAGUUCUACGAUGAACUCGCCUAUUGGUACCAUCAAUUUCGGCUUCAGAUGUGGUCCCCAGUGGCAUCCAUGAUGGGUAUAAGCUGGGAAGAGGCAGAAGAACUUGGAUGGCGAAUGGGCAAAACUGAGAUCGACCAACGGGCAGCCAGAUCGUCCCAUGCUUCGCGUACGGACUGGGGAAACAAUGUGGCUCCAAAGAUAUAG